CGGCAACAGCAUCAAUCGGAGACGCAGGUAGAGAACAAAGCUUUUUCUAAGCUCUGUAGCAGAAGGACCAGCCAUUUGCAUGUCAGCCACCAUGACAUCAAUGCUAUGCCAUCACAGCGAGAUCGGCAAACAACACGUGGGAUCCCUGGUUCUGUGGAUGGUGAUGACAGGAUUGACGUCCCGAUCCUGGGCACAAUCGUCUUCAGGAGCUCAACCGCAUUCCAUAAAGAUCGAGGGUGAUAUCACUCUCGGGGGGCUUUUUCCAGUGCAUUCUCGGGGUCCUGCUGGUGUUCCUUGUGGGGAAAUUAAAAAGGAGAAGGGGAUCCAUCGUAUGGAGGCCAUGUUGUAUGCACUGGACCAGAUCAACAGUGACCCAGACCUUCUGCCUAAUAUAACCCUGGGUGCCAGGAUACUGGACACGUGCUCCAGGGAUACUUAUGCGCUAGAACAGUCCCUCACUUUCGUUCAAGCCCUCAUCCAGAAAGACAACUCAGAUGUCCGAUGUUCCAAUGGAGAGCCACCCAUCAUCCCAAAACCAGAGCGCGUGGUUGGUGUCAUCGGGGCUUCGGCCAGCUCAGUCUCCAUAAUGGUGGCCAAUGUUCUUCGACUGUUUUCGAUACCUCAGAUCAGUUACGCUUCCACAGCACCUGAGCUUAGUGACAACAAUCGCUAUGAUUUUUUCUCUCGAGUAGUGCCGCCCGACUCUUUUCAGGCCCAGGCGAUGAUGGACAUUGUCAAGGCCUUGGGGUGGAACUAUGUUUCCACUUUGGCAUCAGAGGGGAACUACGGAGAGAGCGGUGUAGAUGCUUUCAUCCAGAUAUCCAGAGAAGCAGGACUCUGCAUUGCACAGUCCAUUAAAAUUCCUAGAGAGCCCAGACCAGGAGAGUUUGACAAGAUCAUCAAGAGGCUAAUGGAGACAUCUAAUGCCAGAGGGGUUAUUAUCUUUGCAAAUGAAGAUGACAUUAAGCGUGUACUUGAAGCAGCAAAGAAAGCCAAUCUGACGGGUCACUUCUUGUUUGUGGGCUCUGAUAGCUGGGGAGCAAAGAACUCACCCAUCCUCAACCAGGAGGAUGUUGCUGAGGGUGCGGUCACCAUCCUUCCUAAGCGGGCAUCCAUUGAAGGGUUUGACAACUACUUCACCACAAGAUCUUUGGAAAACAACCGCAGGAACAUCUGGUUCGCUGAGUUCUGGGAGGAUGAUUUCAAAUGCAAACUGACACGACUGGGAUUCAGAGCAGAGAACGGGCUGAGGAAAUGCACAGGAGAGGAACGAAUCAGAAGAGAUUCGCCAUACGAGCAGGAAGGCAAGGUGCAGUUUGUAAUUGACGCCGUUUAUGCCAUGGCCCACGCUCUCCACAUUAUGCACAUGGACCUCUGCCCGGGUGCCAUGGGCGUCUGUGACAAAAUGGAUCCUGUGGAUGGGAGAAUGCUGCUGAGUUACAUCCGUGCUGUGAGUUUUAAUGGCAGUGCCGGUACAGGUGUGAUGUUUAAUGAAAACGGUGAUGCCCCAGGACGAUACGAUAUCUUCCAAUACCAGCUUUCCAACAACACCAACUCGGGAUAUAAAAUUAUCGGCCAGUGGACCAAUUACCUACGACUCAAUGCUGAGGACUUGCAGUGGUCCGGUGGAGAGAAACAAGUUCCUCAGUCAGUCUGCAGUUUUCCCUGCGAGUCUGGAGAAAGGAAACGCAUGGUAAAGGGCGUUCCGUGCUGUUGGCACUGUGAAUUAUGUGACGGCUAUCAGUACCUUCUGGAUGAGUUUAGCUGUGACACCUGCCCCUUCAACAUGAGGCCCACCCCGAACCGCACCGGAUGCAGACCCACCCCCAUCAUCAAGCUGGAGUGGAGCUCUCUGUGGGCCAUCAUCCCUAUGUUCCUGGCCAUAUUGGGCAUCCUUGCAACAUCCGGAGUUAUCAUCACCUUUAUGCGCUUCAAUGACACCCCCAUAGUCCGAGCGUCAGGCCGAGAGCUCAGCUACGUUCUCCUGACCGGCAUUUUUCUCAUCUAUCUCAUUACCUUCCUUAUGAUCGCUGAGCCGGGAACAGUGGUGUGCGCGUUCCGAAGGUUGUUUUUGGGGCUCGGCAUGUGCAUUAGCUAUGGAGCCAUGCUCACCAAAACUAAUCGAAUAUACAGAAUCUUCGAGCAGGGGAAGAAAUCGGUCUCACCGCCAAAGUUUAUCAGUCCAACAUCACAGCUGAUCAUCACCUUCAUUUUGACCUCAGUACAGCUCUUGGGAAUUUUCAUCUGGUUCGGAGUCGUUCCCCCUCACACGCUCAUUGACUUCGAUGAGCUGCGUCCACCCAACCCUGAGUAUGCACGCGGAAUCCUGAAAUGUGACAUGUCAGAUCUCACUCUGAUUGGCUGUCUGAGCUACAGUAUGGCACUGAUGGUAACAUGUACAGUCUAUGCCAUCAAGAGCAGAGGUGUUCCUGAGACCUUCAAUGAGGCCAAACCCAUCGGCUUUACCAUGUACACCACCUGUAUCAUCUGGUUGGCCUUCGUUCCUAUAUUUUUUGGCACAUCGCAAUCAACGGAAAAGAUGUUCAUUCAGACCACCACGCUGACCGUGUCUAUGAGCCUGAGCGCCACCGUUUCCCUGGGCAUGCUGUACAUCCCCAAAGUCUACGUGAUCAUCUUCCACCCGGAACAGAACGUGCAGAAGCGCAAGCGUAGCUUCAGAGUCGUGGCUCAGGCGGCUGCCGUUUCAUCUCGUCUCUCACAGAAAACCAAUGAAAAGCAGAAUGGAGAAACCAAAACCGAAGCGGAAAAAUCUUAAUAAAGGCCUGGAGGUUUUCAAGGCACGUGAGAUGAAAAUCAUGCUAAGACUUUCAGGAAAAGUCUAUUUCUGCUGAAACUCAAAUGGACUGGAGUUACUAAAGGAUGUGGUCGUUUUUGUACCAUCUACAAC
This is a messenger RNA of Triplophysa dalaica, 2908 nucleotides long. RefSeq names its product glutamate receptor, metabotropic 6b (gene grm6b). Gene Ontology annotation, molecular function: adenylate cyclase inhibiting G protein-coupled glutamate receptor activity. Lineage: Eukaryota; Metazoa; Chordata; Actinopteri; Cypriniformes; Nemacheilidae. Bases 80 to 2776 code for a protein of 898 amino acids. The transcript is spliced from 12 exons. Gene Ontology annotation, biological process: G protein-coupled glutamate receptor signaling pathway; regulation of synaptic transmission, glutamatergic. Gene Ontology annotation, cellular component: membrane. The record is from RefSeq and is a predicted model, not a curated record.